This is a messenger RNA of Carica papaya (papaya), 611 nucleotides long. RefSeq lists its product as uncharacterized. NCBI's taxonomy places the organism in Eukaryota, Viridiplantae, Streptophyta, Magnoliopsida, Brassicales, Caricaceae. The record is from RefSeq and is a predicted model, not a curated record.
UAAACUUGAUAAACAAUUUUUCUCCUCCACAGAACUUCUCCAGAGAAAAACUAAAAGAACCUUUCAACUCACACCCAUUUGACUCAAAAUCAGCCAUGGCCAGACCUUACAACUCUUCAUACUUAGACUACUUCUCCAUCCCUCUCCAUCUCUGCUUCUUCAUCUUCAUCCUCUUCUCCGUUUUAGGGUUUUCAUGGUACAUAAACUACGAGUCCAAGUUUGAAGACAUCUUGUACCAGCUCAAGCUCUUCCUCAUGCUCUCUCCUUUCUUCUUGCUCCUCCUCGUCCAUCUCCUGUCGCCGGCCGGCGGCUUCUCGUUCUUCCUGCCGUUGCCCGAGAAGGAUUCGCUCCACAGAGCCGGAGGAUCGCCGUGGGGGGUGGCCUUCUUGCUUGUCUUCCUUCUGGUUAUGGUUUCCUACCAGUCUUCGCUUCAUGAACGUUGGUUUCCUUUAUUGGUUAAAUGAUUUUUUACUAAUAAUAAUUAAUUAUAACUAUAAAAAAUCAUAUAUAUAUAUAUAAUUGUAUGUAGUAAUUGUAAUGAAGAGAGUUGGCUUAGCAUGCUUUGUUCGUUUUAGUUAUACAAGAAAUGCAAACCCAGCUGCUUUAGUUAA